Messenger RNA from Chaetomium strumarium, 4824 nucleotides. RefSeq lists its product as uncharacterized. NCBI's taxonomy places the organism in Eukaryota, Fungi, Ascomycota, Sordariomycetes, Sordariales, Chaetomiaceae. The record is from RefSeq and is a predicted model, not a curated record. Bases 1 to 4557 code for a protein of 1518 amino acids. Gene Ontology annotation, cellular component: endoplasmic reticulum. Gene Ontology annotation, molecular function: phosphatidylcholine lysophospholipase A1 activity. The transcript is spliced from 3 exons. Gene Ontology annotation, biological process: phosphatidylcholine metabolic process.
AUGACAUCAGUAAACUCAACCGCCCUCGAGGCGGCGACAGCGGCGGUGGUGACGGGCGCUGCCGGAGCGCGUCAAUCCAGCGCGUUGUCUUCGGCCGUGGCUGUAGCGAGCGAUGUUGCGAAUGCUCACGGCUCAUCGUCAUGGCUGGGCUUCUUCGCGAGGCUCGUGCUCUGGAUCCUUCAGCUGAUCUCUACGGUGCUCUACUAUACCCUCAAGUUGGCCACCAUCUCGGUCCCUACCUUGCUGUACACACUCUUCUCGACUAGUCUGACAGUCACCAUGAACGCCACCACGUUGAUGCUCAUUGUGGCAGCCAUGAUAGCCGCGAUCAGCUGGGUGGUCAGGUAUCGCUAUCUCAACAUGUACUCGCGACUCCCCCCCGAGCCGCAACGCAAGGAGCCCGACGUCGAUCUCUUCCCGGACUCGCACGAGGAGGGUAUCAAGCCCGGCCUGUCUAACUACUUCGACGAGUUUCUGAGCGCCAUCAAGAUCUUUGGUUAUCUAGAACGGCCAGUCUUCCAUGAGCUUACCCGCAGCAUGCAGACGCGGAAGCUCAUCGCCGGAGAAACGUUCAACCUGGAGGAGGAAAAGGGGUUCUGCCUCGUCGUCGACGGCUUGGUGGAAAUCUUUGUGAAGUCGUCGAGCUAUAGUCGCCGCUUCGCACAUAGCCCCAAUCUCGGUCCCAGCAGCGAGGCGCCCUCGAGCGACGAUGAACACUCUGCCCCUGGUCAGCAACCGUACCAGCUGCUGACCGAGGUCCGCAACGGCGCGCCUAUGUCAUCACUCUUUUCCAUCAUGUCGCUCUUCACCGAGGACGUCCCACUGCGGCAGACAGGCGAUGAGAGCCCCGAACCUGGUGCCGCCACUCAGGGCACACUCUUCCCGAGUUAUCCUGCGAGUGCGGAUUUCAGACGGUCACACGUGGCAUCGGACUCCCUCCCGGGCACCCCUCAACUGGACGGCUCCACAGAGAAUCUUCCUGAGCAAGUCACACCCGCAAGCACCGUUCGAGGCCUGCCCCGUGUUCCCCCUAUUUCGCUCGACGGCAACGGCUUCGCUAAGCCCCAAAGGCCAUCCGUCAAGCGGAACAGCACCACCUCAGUUCACCCCGACAUCAUCGCGAGAGCAACAAUAGACACGACUAUAGCGAUCAUCCCAGCCAGCGCGUUUAGACGCCUGAUCAAAAUAUACCCCAAGGCCACUGCGCAUAUUGUUCAUGUUAUUCUGUCCAGAUUUCAGCGAGUCACGCUUGCGACGGCAUACAACUACCUUGGUUUGACGCCCGAGGUCCUGCAGUUAGAGCGUCAGAUGUUGAAGUAUACCACCCAGCAGCUCCCCAACCACCUUCGAGGAGAUGCCCUGGACAGGCUCAAAGAGAAGUUCAAGCGUGAAAGGGAGAGGAUCGGAGAGGAGGAUGUCAGCAAGGGGAUAGCUCUUCACAACGCUCGUGCGGGCCGUCGGCGGCGCUCAACCGCGACGCUCCGAAAAGAGGCCGCGCUACAGGCUUUAUCCAAACAGCGUCACCUGUCCAUGUCUGGUUCGUCCCUGGGCUUCCCAAGCGCUGGUGACCUGGCGACACACUUGCAGCAAUCGAGAGGCAGCGGCAACAGACCGCAGAGCAUGGCGUAUACGGAUGGUCCCUCCGCUCACCUCGACCUGCGUGGAGAAAGCGUGUCUCCUCUAGCCCAGCGCACCUUCAACCCGUUCGCGACUCAGAGAAAAGCGCAUGUUUCGCUGGACAAGAGAGACACGCUGGACGAAGACAACAUGUUCCGGGAGUCGAUCCUCGAGUGCAUGUUCAAAUCCAUCGGCCUGACAGGCCAUGGCGGCUCAAACAAGGACGUAGAGUCAACCCAGGCUUCUCCACGGCUGAUCUCAUUUGACCAGCGGCGUCAAAAGGCUAUGCUGACGACCCAUGCUUUCGGAUUCAUAGAUGGGCUUCCUGAAGGUUCUCUUGACGGCGAUACGGAAUCGAUCACCUCGGCAGGGCUGUCCGUGCCGGCCUCGCCGAACCCGCACACGCUCGCGCAGGAGAUGAGAGACGAGAUGGAGAUUGUUUUCUUCCCUAAAGGUUCCGUGCUGGUGGAACAAGGCGAGAGGAACCCCGGGCUAUACUACGUGAUCGACGGCUUCCUGGAUAUCUGCACAGAGGACGAGACAUCUUCAUCAUCUUCAUCAUCAUCAGAUGUCCUUCACGCUACGGGAAGGACGUCACUGCAUGCGAUGGAUCACGCCCAGUCCCUCUACAGCUCUCAGCGUGUCGCGGCAUCCAUGCGCACAGGCAACAAUGUCAGCGAUGUUGAAAAGAAGCCUCAGCCCAGCCGGCGUAGUGUCGCUUUGAUCAAGCCGGGUGGGCUCGCUGGCUAUGUCGGGACCAUCUCGUCGUACCGGUCUUUCAUCGAGGUCGUGGCCAAGACGGACGUUUAUGUCGGCUUCCUGCCGCUAGCCUCGAUCGAGAGGAUCGUGGACCGAUAUCCCAUUGUGCUCUUGACCAUGGCGAAGCGGCUCACGAAUCUGCUUCCCCGCCUGAUUCUGCACAUUGAUUUUGCUCUGGAGUGGCUCCAGGUCAAUGCCGGUCAGGUUAUAUUCCACGAACGGGAUGAGAGUGAAGCCAUCUACAUCGUCCUGAACGGCCGCCUCAGGUUGGUCGAGGACCGGAAGGACGGUGGGAUGAAUGUCAAAGCCGAGUUUGGCCAAGGCGAGAGCAUCGGAGAGCUAGAGGUACUUACCGAGUCUUCUCGCUCCGGCACUCUGCAUGCCAUCCGGGACACGGAAGUGGUCAAGUUCCCUCGCACGCUGUUCAACAGUCUCGCCCAGGAGCAUCCCAACAUCACCAUCAAGAUCUCCAAGAUCAUCGCAUCCCGCAUGAGGGCGCUGAUCGAUGCUCCUUCGCCCAUGUUGGGCCUCAAGGAGUCGGCCGGGAGAAGCUCGGUGAACAAGAGCUCAACUACGCUCAACCUGCGGACGGUUGCCGUCUUGCCGGUCUCGGCGGGCGUGCCCGUGGUAGAGUUUGGCAACAGACUGCUUAACGCCCUGACAGAGGUCGGCGCUCCCAACGGCGCCACGUCGCUGAAUAGCGCUGCUGUGCUAAAUCACCUCGGAAGGCAUGCAUUCAACAAGAUGGGCAAACUGAAGUUGUCGCACUAUCUGGCGGACCUGGAGGAGAAGUACGGCCUUGUAAUCUAUGUGGCUGAUACCAAUGUCAAUGCUCCCUGGACGCAGACCUGCAUCGCCCAAGCCGACUGUGUCCUCCUGGUCGGCCUGGCCGAUGGCUCUCCCGAGAUCGGCGAGUACGAGCGCUUCAUGCUCGGCAUGAAGUCAACGGCGAGGAAGAUUCUCGUGCUUCUCCAUCAGGAGCGCUACUCGAGCCCCGGACUGACGAGAAGAUGGCUGAAGAACAGGGUGUGGAUCAACGGUGGCCACUUCCACGUGCAGAUGACAUACAGCCCCAACGCCGUGCCGAUCCACCCACCAGCGAAGCCCGGGGGCCCAACACUGAGGGAACGGGUGCAGAUCCUGCAGGCAGAGAUUCAGAAGUACACGUCCCGGAAGGUGCGCCACAGCCCGUUCUACUCUCCAGACGCGCCGUUCAAGGGGGAUUUCCACCGUCUGGCCCGCAGGCUCUGCGGCAAGUCGGUCGGCCUCGUGCUCGGUGGAGGCGGAGCAAGGGGCAUCUCGCACAUCGGCAUCAUCCGCGCCAUGCAGGAAGCAGGCAUCCCGAUCGACAUGGUUGGGGGCACCUCGAUUGGCGCCUUCAUCGGGGCGCUCUACGCGCGCCACGCCGAUUUCGUGCCCAUCGUCAACGCAGCCAAGAAGUUCUCGGGCCGCAUGGCCAGCAUGUGGCGGUUUGCGCUGGACCUGACAUACCCGUCAGCCUCGUACACCACGGGCCACGAAUUCAACCGCGGCAUCUUCAAAGCCUUCGGCAACACGCAGAUCGAGGACUUCUGGCUCGACUACUACUGCAACACCACCAACAUCUCCAAGAGCCGCGCCGAGUUCCACACGAGCGGCUACGCCUGGCGGUACGUGCGCGCGUCCAUGUCGCUGGCCGGCCUGCUCCCGCCGCUCUGCGACGAGGGCAGCAUGCUGCUCGACGGCGGCUACAUCGACAACCUGACCGUGUCGCACAUGAAGUCGCUCGGCUGCGACGUCAUCUUCGCCGUCGACGUCGGCGCCCUCGACGACGACACCCCGCAGGCCUUUGGCGACUCGCUCUCGGGCAUGUGGGCCUUCUUCAACAGGUGGAAUCCCUUCUCGUCGGUGCCGAACCCGCCCACGCUGGCCGAGAUCCAGGCGCGCCUGGCCUAUGUCUCGAGCGUGGACGCGCUGGAGCGGGCCAAGACCAUGCCCGGUUGCAUGUACAUGCGCCCGCCGAUCGACGAGUAUGGCACGCUGGAUUUUGGAAAGUUUAUGGAGAUCUAUGCGGUGGGGUACAAAUACGGGCAGGAGUUCUUGGAGAAGCUGAAGGAGAAGGGCGUGCUGCCCCUGGGGGAGGAAACCGAGGGGAAGAAGGCGCUGCGGAGGACCAGGGCGCCGAGGAGGGCUAGUAUUUAGUGGUCGUUGUGUUGUGUAAGGGGGUGUAGCGGGCUUAAGUAGUAGCUACGUAUGUGCGAGUGAGAUGCCGGCAUUUUUGGGGAGUUUUCAGGUUCUGUUGGUGAGAACUAUCUCUAGGCUAGAUGGCAUCGCAUUAUACCUCCUUAUCCUGUUGGUUGCACCCAUCGUCCUGAGCUUCUCGUGUUGGUGGGCCAUGAAUGAUAUGUGAUUUGGGUAUAUAUAUACAAGCCUAUGCUCUAUGCUCUCUACACGCCGUGCCACGGCAGA